Trichosurus vulpecula (common brushtail) is the source of this 957-nucleotide messenger RNA. RefSeq names its product olfactory receptor 5B2-like. Gene Ontology annotation, cellular component: membrane. Gene Ontology annotation, molecular function: odorant binding; olfactory receptor activity; G protein-coupled receptor activity. Bases 1 to 957 code for a protein of 318 amino acids. Gene Ontology annotation, biological process: G protein-coupled receptor signaling pathway; sensory perception of smell. The transcript has a single exon. The record is from RefSeq and is a predicted model, not a curated record. Lineage: Eukaryota; Metazoa; Chordata; Mammalia; Diprotodontia; Phalangeridae.
AUGACAUCUAUGGAGAACAGAUCUGAAGUGAAUGAGUUCAUCCUCAUAGGAUUAACAGACAUUCCAGAGCUUCAGGUUCCUUUCUUCAUAAUGUUCACCCUCAUCUACCUAAUCACCCUGGUAGGAAAUCUUGGGAUGGUAGCCCUGAUCUCCUGGGAUUCUCACCUCCAUACUCCCAUGUACUUUUUCCUCAGUAACCUCUCUCUGGUGGAUUUUGGCUACUCCUCAGCUGUUACUCCUAAGGUGAUGGCUGGGCUCCUCACAGGGGACAAGGUCAUUUCCUAUAAUGGAUGUGCUGCACAGUUUUUCUUCUUUGCAACUUUUGUCACUGCUGAAAGUUUCCUCUUAGCCUCCAUGGCCUAUGACCGCCAUGCUGCUGUGUGUAAGCCCCUACAUUAUACCACUACCAUGACACCACGUCUAUGUGCACAUCUGUCCACUGGUGCUUACAUCUGUGGCUUUCUGGCCUCUUCCAUAGUCAUAGGAAACAUGUUUAGCCUUUCCUUUUGUAGGUCCAAUGUAGUCCAUCACUUUUUCUGUGAUAUUGCCCCUCUCCUUGUUCUCUCUUGUUCUGAUACUCACAUCAUUGAGUUAGUCUUCUUUAUCUUAGGGUCAUUCACUGCUUUGUUCCCAUUUCUUGUCAUCUUCACUUCUUAUUUGUUUAUCUUCAUCACCAUCGUGAAGAUACAUUCUGCUGAAGGCCGCCAAAAAGCCUUCUCCACCUGUGCUUCCCAUCUCACAGCAGUGUCUAUAUUCUAUGGGACGAUCAUCUUCAUGUACUUGCAACCCAGCUCAAGCCAUUCAAUGGACACAGACAAAAUGGUGUCAGUGUUCUACACCAUGGUCAUCCCUAUGUUGAACCCUCUGGUCUAUAGUCUGAGGAACCAAGAGGUCAAGAAUGCUUUUAGGAGAGCUGUGAGGGGAAGACAAUUUCAAAUGGAGCGUAUUUUUCCUUAG